AUGGCGGUGAGGAAGGGUCGCGAGGAAGCGCAGGGGGACGGCCACGAGCGGAUGGAGGCGGAGGAGAGCCUCGAGAUCGUCGAGUCUCCCGCUCCUCGUCCGCCCGCCUCAAGGGCGAAGAAGCCCCCUUCCGGUCUCGGCCUCGGUGCGCCAGUCGUGCGACUCGACAGUCCGCCGCCGCGAUGCGAGCCGCCUCAGCAGCGCCAGCAGCCCGCUCGACCACAUCCUCCCGCCGCCCAGAACCGCCCCGUCUCGGCUGUCUCGACCGCGAGCGACCUCAUCAUCGAGGACCCGCGCGCCGCCGUCGCCUCGACGAGCAAGGAUGUCACGAAGGACGUCUUCAAGGCGCUGCGGCAGCGUUUCGGCCUCAAGUCGUUCCGCACGAACCAGGAGGAGGCGAUCAACGCGACACUCGCUGGACGAGACGUGUUUGUCCUCCUCCCGACGGGCGGCGGAAAGUCGCUCUGCUUCCAGCUCCCGGCCGUCGUCUCCACCGGCGUCACUUCGGGCGUCACCAUCGUCGUCUCGCCUCUCCUCUCGCUCAUCUCCGAUCAGACGCGCGCAUUGUACGACAAGGACAUCCCCGUCGUCUUCCUCAACUCGACCAUGCCCGCUGCAGACAAGAAGUUCGUGAUGAGCUGCCUCAAGAACGACCCGCUCAUGGCCUGCCUCGCCUACAUCGUCAAGUCGAAGGCGUUCCAGAACGUGCCCGCGGACCUGUACAACCGCAAGCAGCUCACUCGGUUUGUCGUUGACGAGGCGCACUGCGUGAGCUCAUGGGGGCACGACUUUCGCCCCGACUACAAGGAGACGGGCACCCUCGAGCGCGACUACCCUGGCAUCCCUCUCAUCGCCCUCACCGCCACGGCGAACGACCGCGUCAAGCAGGACGUCAUGAGGAACCUCCGCAUGAACCACCCACUCAUGCUCACCUCGUCCUUCAACCGCGCCAACCUCAAAUACUUCGUCCGCACGAACAUCGAGCACCGCGACGUCACCGACCUCGCCAAGGAUGCCACGCAUCUCGCCAAGGCGCAGAAGCACACGGGCAUCACGAUGCUCUACGCCAUCGACGUCUUCCGCGGGAGCAAGACCCAGAAGAUCGCUCGCGCUGGUCACGACGAACUUGCGCACGCCGGCAAGGCUCGAGCAUCGACCGCGGCGACUGCGAACUUCUCUUCCAACUUCUCGCCGCCGAACAGGUCCUCGGCGAACGCUACGAGCGCGAUGGUCUCGGCUUCACCAACGCUUACGCUACGCUCGGUCGACACGCUCGGCAAAUGCUCUCCGGCAAGCUAUCGCUCCAGAUGGGCUGCACGAAGGGCGGCAAAUAUGGCAGCGGCGGCGAGAAGGGCAAGGCGCCCGCGAAGCAGAAGUCGAUCGACGAGUCGUACGACCACCAGCAGUCCGGCGACGAAGUACGUCGACGAGCUGCACGACGAGACGAUGGGCGUGUACGACGAGGUCGAGGAGGAGUUGGACCAUCUCGGACGCCCGAAGGUUGGGCAGGAAGACGAGACGCAGGUCCUCCUCCGCCAACUUCUCGACGUUCGCAAUCAGAACGUGACCGAUGAGGAGUGCGAUGCAGAAGGCAUCGUCUCAGAGAAACACCUCGAGGUCAUCGCCGCCAUGAAGCAGACGAGCUACCGCGAGCUCGCUGCCAUUGAGCAGCUUACGGACGAGCAGAUGGAUUGGUUCCGCCACUCGCAUGCCAAAGCCCUCUGCAUCGAAGAGGUCCGCAAGGCUCGCUCCGAGUCGAGGGAGGCUGACAAGGCGGCGAUGGCUCCGCCGAAGAAGGCCGCGUCGAACGCUUGCGGUUCAACCUCGCGCGGUCCUGCUGGCGCCGGCACUGGCAAGACAAGUGACUCUCGCUCGACCGCCUCGACUUCGACGAAACCGUCCGCCUCAACAUCUCGCACGAACAGCAAGCCUGCGAAGCCGCUCAAUCUCUCGGCGUUCGCGUACAACGGCGGGCUAGCCGGCGGCAGCGCGAAGAAGGCGGCCGGCGCAACGGGCGGGAGGAGCCGAGGAGGGAGCGGAGGAAAGGGCGGCGAUGGGAGCGGCGCUAUCAAGGCGAUGCCAAUCGUCAAGCGGUAG
This is a messenger RNA of Rhodotorula toruloides NP11, 2097 nucleotides long. Its product is annotated as ATP-dependent DNA helicase hus2/rqh1. The transcript has 12 exons. The coding region runs from base 1 to 2097 and encodes 698 amino acids. NCBI's taxonomy places the organism in Eukaryota, Fungi, Basidiomycota, Microbotryomycetes, Sporidiobolales, Sporidiobolaceae. Gene Ontology annotation, cellular component: chromosome; nucleus; cytoplasm. Gene Ontology annotation, molecular function: 3'-5' DNA helicase activity; nucleic acid binding; ATP binding. Gene Ontology annotation, biological process: DNA replication; double-strand break repair via homologous recombination. The record is from RefSeq and is a predicted model, not a curated record.